This is a messenger RNA of Saitoella complicata NRRL Y-17804, 786 nucleotides long. RefSeq names its product GTP cyclohydrolase I. The coding region runs from base 1 to 786 and encodes 261 amino acids. NCBI's taxonomy places the organism in Eukaryota, Fungi, Ascomycota, Saitoellomycetes, Saitoellales, Saitoellaceae. The transcript has a single exon. Gene Ontology annotation, cellular component: cytoplasm. Gene Ontology annotation, molecular function: zinc ion binding; GTP cyclohydrolase I activity; GTP binding. The record is from RefSeq and is a predicted model, not a curated record. Gene Ontology annotation, biological process: tetrahydrofolate biosynthetic process; tetrahydrobiopterin biosynthetic process.
AUGACGGAGACCGAGGGCGAGAACCCUACACAGCUUGCGCUCGACACUGCAGCCCCCCUAAACCCCGCCUCCCACCUCCUCAAAGACGGCGCCGGUCCAUCGCGACCAAGCACCCCCUACACCUCAACCCCCCCCGUCGACCCCUCCAACGGCCUCUCCUGGCCCGCCCACGGCACCCUCUCCCGCCGACACGAAACCCCCACCCAACGCACCACCCGUAUCGAAAACAUUUCGACCCAUAUAACCUCGAUUUUGUCCAAUUUAGGCGAAGACCCGAGUCGUGAGGGGUUGUUGAAAACUCCGACACGGUUUGCGGAGGCUAUCGAUUUCUUUACGAGGGGGUACGAGGUUGAUUUGAAGGAUAUCGUGAAUGAUGCGAUUUUCGAGGAGGAUCAUGAUGAGAUGGUUGUCGUAAGGGAUAUUCCGGUGUUCAGUAUGUGCGAACACCAUCUGGUGCCGUUUACGGGCCACAUCCACAUCGGCUACAUCCCAAACCGCCGCGUCGUCGGCCUCUCCAAACUCGCCCGGAUCGCAGAGAUGUUUUCCCGCCGUCUCCAAGUACAGGAACGUCUCACUAAACAAGUCGCGUUGGCGAUCCAAGAGAUUUUGGCACCGCAGGGGGUUGGGGUGGUGAUGGAGGCGAGCCAUUUGUGUAUGGUGAUGAGGGGGGUACAGAAACCGGGGGCGACGACGGUUACCAGUGCUAUGUUGGGCGUGUUUAGGGAGGGGGGGAAGACGAGGGAGGAGUUCUUGAGUUUUAUUAGGGAUGGGUCGAGCAGAAGAUAG